CAACAACCACACACAGACAGAGAGAGAGAGAGAGAGAGAGAGAGAGAGAGUGAGGGAGAGAGAGAGAGAGAGCAGAGGCAACACACAGAUUCAUCCUCUGUAGAUCGCCUACACAGAGUCAGAAAUAGAGCUGAGUUUUAAGGCAGGUGCAUACAAAAUCCCGGGAGGUGUGCGAAUGUACAUGAGCAAGGAUACAGGUUGAUUGACUAACGUCAAAGAGGAAAACAAGACAAAUAGCGUAUGACGACAACAAGACAAGAAGAAAAGCCGAAGAAGAGACUGUGAUGUAUGCUGAAAUGACCUCUCUUGUCACGGUGUGCCGCUGAACCGAUCCUAAAACCCACUCCACCGUGCUAGGAUGUAAGAUCAAUGGAGUAAGACUGGACCAAAUUAAAACAAUCUGAAAGACUGCCACACUGCAUAGAAAACCAAAGUAGGAUUUCAAGACACUUGUCUAACUACUUCACAAGGUUGGCGAUGAAGAAACUGAGCUCGCUUAAUCUUAUUUAGCAAAAAUCUAGCAAAAUCUUAGCACUCAUAGCACAUGAACUCGUAAGAAACUGGUUUAAAAAACAGACUGAAGGAUUCAAGCUCACAGUGAAUUGACAUCAAAUUACAUCGGUUUAAUUAUGAAAAUGGGACAGAUUACAAUGCUUCUUCUGCACACUCAUCUGAUGUUUGGAGUUGCUAGCUCCUUGGUUAUUCAAUCCAUGCCCUGGAGAGUGCCCUGUCCCCUUCAAUGCGUUUGCCAAAUCAAGCCCUGGUACUCUCCCCAGUCUGUGUAUAGAGAGGCUCCUACAGUAGACUGCAAUGACCUGCUACUUAUCCAGCUGCCCACUUCUCUCCCUCCAGAGACACAAACCCUCCGGCUGCAGAGUAACCUCAUCAGUUCUGUGGACCAGAGUGAACUCCAAGGCCUUGUCAAUCUGACAGAGUUGGAUCUUUCCCAUAACAGCUUUACCAGUAGCCGAAACCUGAGGAUAACUGACCUGCCAGCUCUUCUUAGCCUACAUAUGGAAGAAAACCAGCUGAGACACCUCCCAGAAGCUGCAUUCUUUGGUGUGCCUAACCUGCAAGAGUUGUACCUCAAUCACAACAGGCUAAGAAGCAUUUCCCCUGGGGCCUUCAAAGGUCUGGAUAAACUUCUGAGGCUUCAUCUUAACUCAAACCGCCUGGUUUUAAUUGACAGACGUUGGUUCCAUGCUUUGCCACAACUAGAAGUGCUCAUGAUUGGUGGAAAUCCCGUAGACACAAUCCAGGACCUAAAUUUUAAACCACUGGGCUCUUUGCGCAGCCUGGUUCUGGCAGGAAUGGGGUUACGUGAGAUCUCAGAGCGGGCACUUGAGGGCCUUCAAAAUCUGGAGAGCAUCAGCUUUUACGAUAACCACCUGAUAAAAGUUCCAAAAGAAGCAUUGCAAAAACUGCCAGGUCUUAAGUUUCUUGACUUAAACAAAAACCCCAUUCAGACUGUGCAGAAAGGAGAUUUCAGAAACAUGCUUCACCUGAAGGAACUUGGUUUAAAUAACAUGGAGGAGCUGAUUUCUAUUGAGCACUCGGCAAUGGAAAACCUGCCUGAACUGACCAAACUGGAGAUCACGAACAAUCCUCGGCUUUCAUAUAUCCACCCCCAGGCCUUCCAAAAAUUGUUAAGCAUGGAAAGCCUAAUGCUAAACAGUAAUGCCCUGAGUGCCCUGCAUCGCCAGACAGUAAGGUCGUUGCCCAGCCUACAAGAAAUAAGCCUGCACAGCAAUCCCAUUCGCUGUGACUGCCUGAUCCGCUGGGUGGGAGCCGACAAUGACAAGCCAGUCCGUUUCAUUGAACCUCAAUCCACAUUCUGCUCUGAGCCUCCUGAGCUGAAAGCCAGAAGAGUUAAAGAAGUAUCAUUUAGAGAGAUGGCAGACAGCUGCCUACCCUUGAUUGCCCCAAGCACAUUUCCCUCUUACAUUGAAGUUAAACACGGAGACAACGUAGUCUUGCAUUGCCGGGCACUAGCGGAGCCAGAGCCAAGCAUCUACUGGGUCAUUCCCCAGGGCGUGAAACUGACUCCAUCCAGCAGCUAUGGGCGGUAUCGGGUCCUAACAGAGGGCACCUUAGAGAUUUUCGGAGUCACCAAUGAACAGGCUGGUUUCUACACUUGUGUUGCGCAGAAUCUAGUUGGAGCUGAUACUAGAAGCUUGACUCUACAGUUGGAAGGUAAAACGGUUCACAAAAGCUCUCAAAAAACAAAAGAGAAUUUUGAAGUGCAGGAUGUCAAGGAAAGGUAUGCUUUAUUGACCUGGCAAGCAAGUCGUAACGUCCCUGCUGCCCAUCUCUCUUGGGUGGCCAAUGAUAGUCUGGAAGACCAUCACAAGCACAGUACUCGAAUUCUAACUGGUACCAGAAGAUUCAACCUUACCCGUCUCAGACCAGGGACCCAAUACAAAGUUUGCAUUCACAUGGGGCCGAACGACACCUCCUGUGUUUAUUUAAAGACCAAAGAGGUGUCCGUGACAGAUCCUGUACCAGACCUGACCCCAGCAGUCCUGCUAGCUGUAUCAGUCCUGCUCCUUUUAUUGGCAGCUAGGGCAUGUCACGGUGGAGCUUCUUUUAUUUGGAGAGACCACAUAUCUGAGUUUGAGAAACCCCACACUACUAUUCUAACGACAGAGGCAAAAGCCUUUAUGGUUCCUCAAAUACUGGCAAAGGAUAUGAAUCAGCAGAAACCAGAUAAAGCCCUAUCAGAUGGCAGAGGCAAAGACCUCAGAAAUAAUUUGCUGGGACAAGACGUUCAGGGGCCAGCGAAAGAGGCAUGCUGAGCAGGGUAAAGUGUUCAAGAAUGAUGGACAAAAUAUUCCCAGAGUGCAAGUUUCACAAAGCUACUCACUUUACCGCUUGUGACAGUCAAACCUACUGAUCAUCUGAAACUAAACAACUAGACAUUUACGUGGCAGAUCUGCUUAACAUAAAAAGUGACACUGUUUCAAAGUAUAGUGUAAAACAUAAAAAAGUGGGAAAAGAUUUGUAUUUAUUUUAUAUGGAAAAAGAUAUGAUACAUAUAUGUAUAUUAAAAGCAUUUGUUCAUGUAUUCACAUACAAUAUAUCAACCAAGGACAUGAAAGCUGUGCUGCCAAUCAUAAAUAACAGUUCAUAGAGUCUGUUAAUAUGCAACCUCUCAUAUUUUGUUGGGUACAACAGACCAAAAGGUUGUAGAAGGAAGCACUUAUAUAUUUUUAAUACUGAAGAAGAGACUUGAUUUCAUGUAGGACGUAAACAGCAACGAAACUCAGCAAAGCAUUAUUCAAGACUUUUAAUGUUGAACUAAGGAAGACAGAUUCAAAGUUAUGUUUUUGUUGGUGGAAAACUAGGCAGGCAAUCUUCAGGCAAGUGCUAAAAUGAAUCAAGGUUACUUAAUUGUCUAACUAAUGUCAUACUUUCUCUUAACAGUGUGUUGAAUUGUACUCUGUAGAAAAGCCCCAGAGACCAUUCGAAAGUAACCAUCGCAGAGCAAGCAAAAGUACACAAAUCCAUAGAGUCCAUAAACUUUAUCUAUUUCAGUCAGCCCACUCCUGAAAUUCAGACCUUUGCUUAAAAACAACCCCAAUGUUUUAAUGCUGAUGGACAUACAGCUUAGACACCUCUGCCUCUUGCUGAACAAACCACAGAAGAAGAUUCACAGAGAAAGCAUGUGGAAAAGCCCUCAUCACGGCACAAAAUUCAGACUUGUGUGGAGAUGAACAUUUGAGUAGAGGAAAGACAAGCCAAGACAUUUGAUUCUAUAUCCACACAAUGUUUUGUGCAAGGAAGUUGGACACCUGUCAGACUGCUAAUGGGAGAUGCUUCAAGGAAAGACAGUGUCAACUCUUCUUGUGUAAAAAGAGAAAACUGAAUUCAAAAUGGGCUUUUUCUUUAACUGUUUGUCAGGUUGCACAUCUUUGACUGCUGAAUAGCUACAUUAAUGAGAGACAUAGCCAGUGAAAGAGAGGACUCAAAGGUCAAAGACAAACACUUCUUUUAUCCAGGAGAGGACAGAGCGCAGCAUUGGGGAUUGUAAACUGUUUGCCUACAUUUUCAAAUGUGGGGAAAUCCAUUUUUAAAGUCAUGUUAUAGUAACUUUGUUUGCUUUAAUUUUCAUUUCUUGUCAGUUUGUGAUUGACGUGCCCUCUUGUUUCAGUGACUCUCUCUCUCUCUAUCUCUGAUUAACUUGACCGUCUUGUUCGCUCAAACUGAUUUCCUUUUGGUUUUAUUUCAUUUGUUGAUCAUUGGUCUUUUCCCACCCCAGAGCUGUACAUAAAUCAAUCUGAAUUUCCUAUUCAACAUACCACUUUCUGAAAUAAUUUAGAUGAUUGUGUGUUAAAUUCUAUUUUGAUCUAUUAUUAAAACUUUUGGACUGAUA
Molecule: messenger RNA, 4372 nt
Organism: Misgurnus anguillicaudatus (oriental weatherfish)
Lineage: Eukaryota; Metazoa; Chordata; Actinopteri; Cypriniformes; Cobitidae
Gene: lrrn2
Product: leucine rich repeat neuronal 2
Molecular function (GO): protein binding
Source: RefSeq, a predicted model, not a curated record